AUGGUUGUGAUCUCUCCUCUUAAUUCGCUUAUCAAGGAUCAAAUAAUUUCAUGCGAAAGAAUUGGUAUCAAAGCUUGUAAAGUUGAAGUGGAAAAUUCGACUUCUUUGCUUGAAGUAUGUGAUUACGAUAUCUUGUUUGCAAGCCCAGAGGUACUUGAAAAUCCUUUGGUGGCAAAACUUCUCACGCGGUACUGUGACCGUAUCAUCGGAAUUGUUAUUGACGAGUCACAUUGUGUUGUACAGUGGUGAGUUUUUUUUUUGUUAAUAGUUGUAAGCCAACGUUUGUUUUUAGUGAUUCAUCGAAAGAUCUAAGCUACUCUACACGCUCUUGUACAUGUAGUACAAGUCAAAUAUUUGAUAUUUGAGUACCUUUCAAACCGAUUUACUUUCAUAUUCCAUUUAGUAAUAUAGGAGCUAAAGUAACUGUUUGUUAUUAGUCAGUGAGAAAGAUUUUAUUUGUAUACCGGUAAUUAAAUAUGUUAAGUAUGAUAUUACGAAAACUGUUAUACAUUGUAUGAAAUAGUACAUGAUCCAUUCCUAGCAGUAUGCAGAAUGUUUAGUACAUGAACAUAGUUAAGUGGUCCACGAGUCUCCUGUAACUCACUGCUUGAGCAUCUGGACUAGUUCAUACACUGUAGGUGUGAUUCGUGUUGGGAGUGUACGCACUGCAUUUCACUGACUGAAAAAAAAAACAUCUUUCUCUUUAAAAUAAAUAAUUUAUUAUUUUACAAUGUUUGCUUGUUUCUCUUUUGUUGCAAAAAGAAUCUUGAGCCAUUUUUAAAUUUGUAGAAAAUCAAAGUUAACUUAUCAGUUUUCUAACAUAAUAAUGCCCUUCUGUAUUUUUAAUACCAACCAUUUUUGUGGGUUCUACAUUGUAUUCCUUGAGCAGGGAAUUUUAAUGCGACUUCACAGGGGCCAUAAUCGUGUUUCUGAGCUAUAAAACUUCACCUAUCUUGGUUUACCAUGCUAAUCCUGUGGGAGGUGUGAACUAUUUUGUCAUGUAAGCACUUUUGUUAGUUCCUGUGAAUUGAAUGGCAUAUCUGCUAGCCACAUGAGUUAAAAUACCCUAGGGUUUUUUUUCCACAAAAUUUUAGCAUCUUGCUUGCUUUAGAACAUUUUGCUUUGCUUCUGGUGUUUGUUUCUGCCUGUUAGUGGAACUUUUCAAGGGAUAUGGGCUUAUUUCCCUCUUAAUAGCCUCAUUAUAAAGGAGGGAAUUCUUUUUUAAGGGAGACUUCAGACAGUUGCCAGCCAGAGAAGGUGCCCUUCAGAGAAGCUUAUAGCAGACUUGGCAACCUGCGAAGUUUUGUUAGAGCCCCGUUCAUGUGUCUAACAGCUACAGCUAGCAGAAAAGUACGGAGUAAAAUUAUUAAGCUUCUUCACAUGACCAACACAAAACAUGUCAAGCAGUCACCUGACAAAAAGAACAUCACAUAUUUGGUCAAGAAAGUUGAUGAACUGGAGGAGACUUUUCAGUGGCUCAUAGAUCAGCUUACACGUACAUGGCAAAUUCCAAAGACUAUUAUAUACUGUCGUUCCCUCAAAGAUUGUGGGGAAAUUUACACACUAUUUGAUGAGGUAAAGGGAGGUUCUAGUAACUGUGAUACGUCAAUACCAGUGGUAGCAAUGUAUCACAGUAAAACCCCUGACAAUAUCAAGGAAUUGGUCCUUUCCUCCCUGUUAGAGGUUGAUGGAAAGUGUCGUGUGGUAAUAGCAACAAGUGCCCUGGGUAUGGGGGUGAACAUCCCAGAUGUUCGUUCCAUCAUACAUUAUGCCCCCCCAUCAAAUGUGGAAGAGUAUAUCCAAGAGGUAGGUCGUGGUGGAAGAGAUGGCAAGAGGUGUGAUGCAACACUUUACUUUAAGCCAAUCCAUCUUUCACACUGUGAUGAUCAUAUGCGAAAGUACGUUAAAAACCCUGAGCAGGUAUGUAGAAGAGUCAUGCUGAUGACCUAUUUCAAGGAAAAGAUCAAUUCACCCGAUUUAAAGCGUGAAUGUUGUGAUGUGUGCCAGAAAUCAUGUCAAUGCACUAGUUGUAUCAAGGGUUCCCUCAACUCUGCUUCUCUUGUACAUGUGGCCGAAUCGAUUGACCUGGCAGUAGGAGAUGUGCCUGCAUUGUCGAGACAGGUGGACGACAAAUGCUGUCAGAAAUUAAGAUCGAAGCAGGCAGUUCCAUAUUUGGAACUGUGGGACUGUCCUGUGGGCUUGAUGAUGAGGUCAUUGAAGCCAUUGCAAACGAGUGUCAGUACAUAUUUUCUAUUGACUAUAUGA
Molecule: messenger RNA, 2265 nt
Organism: Porites lobata
Lineage: Eukaryota; Metazoa; Cnidaria; Anthozoa; Scleractinia; Poritidae
Source: the annotation of a GenBank genome assembly